Molecule: messenger RNA, 1053 nt
Organism: Folsomia candida
Lineage: Eukaryota; Metazoa; Arthropoda; Collembola; Entomobryomorpha; Isotomidae
Product: elongation of very long chain fatty acids protein 6-like
Exons: 4
Coding region: 56-904 (282 amino acids)
Biological process (GO): very long-chain fatty acid biosynthetic process; fatty acid elongation, saturated fatty acid; fatty acid elongation, polyunsaturated fatty acid
Cellular component (GO): endoplasmic reticulum membrane
Molecular function (GO): fatty acid elongase activity
Source: RefSeq, a predicted model, not a curated record
UUUGCACUAGCUGCUCACCGUCAACAGGGUCAAGUUUGUAAGUAUUUCGUUGAUCAUGGAGAAUUUCACAAUUAAUUCGAUAAACUCGAAGCCGUGGCCUUUUGAUUACGAAAAUCCACCAAAAUUUGUUCCCUACUGGUUCGAAAAUGUGGAUACGUUUCAAUGGAAGGAAAUCAUGAUACGAAAUCCGAACGUUUCCUGGUACGCGUGUGCAGUUUAUCUAACGGUCGUGUUCUCACUGCAGCAUUACAUGAAAGGUCGUCCACCGGCGAACGUGAGGAAGGUAAUGGUCGCGUGGAACUCCUUUCUGACCAUAUUUUCUGCCCUUGGAUUCUACCGGGUUGCGCAAGAACUUCUCUUUAAUUUAUUUCAAACGGAUGGUUACUACCGGACGGUUUGUGUCAGACAGGGUCGCAACCUACCAGCCGACUUUUGGGGAUUGUUAUUCGUCUUGUCCAAAUUUUUAGAAUUUGGCGACACAAUGUUUAUCGUGCUGAGAAAGCAGCCCUUAAUUCCCUUGCAAUAUUAUCAUCACUGCAUCGUGACCCUUUUCGCCUGGAAGCUGUACCCCUGGGGGGAACCCAUCCUUGCCCACUAUUCCGCCAUAAACUAUGGCGUCCACGCCGUUAUGUAUGCUUACUUCGUCGCCAGGGGGCUCAAAAUUCACGUCCCCGAAGCAUUAGCCAUGUCAAUAACGACGCUACAAAUUGCACAAAUGAUUAUCAAUACGGGAAACAAUUUUUACACGAUGGCCAUGUUAUACCUUGGCCAUCCCUGUAGCAGACAUCCCACCUCCAUCACGUGGAGUUUAGUGGUUUACAUCUCUCUCUGGAUUCUCUUUGCGAAAUUCUUCCUGGCCAGAUACUUCUCGCAGAAGAAGGGAGCCCACAAAAAAGUGGACUGAAUGUUCAGUUCAGGAUCUGGAAGCAAAUACCGAACUUCCGUUGAUUCUGCUUCUCUCAAAAUAUGUUUUAAAUUACUUUAUCAUAAGACCGGAUUUUCAGACUGAGUAAACCUGUAUUGUGGCAAAUAAAAAUAUCUGACUAAUCUAUA